CUAUCAUUAUGUACAACUACUACCACAGGAAGGUGUCUCCGAAGCUUGCUUUUGCUGAUCCCAAGCGGUUUUUUACGUGCGCUUCUCUUUCUGUUGGAGAAGAUUUGUUGCCAUACCUGAGCAUAGCCCAUGCGUAUGAGAACGAUUCUGGAGAUGAUGCCACCUUAUCUGUUACUGAUAAAGGAGCAAUACAAGCUUGUAAGAUUGCUGCAGAACUCGAUGCGACUAAAAUUUAUCCAGACAUGGGAGUGUGGCCAAUAGGCAAAGUUGCUGUGCUCCUUCUGGACCCGACAAAGAAAAAAUGUUUGAUUGAGUAUGGUGCUGACACCAAGGGUGUCUGGUCAUUCAUAGAAAAGGAAUAUGAUGCUGCAUCCGGUAUUUCACACAGUACCAACCAACCAGCAGGCGAGGAGUCGACAAGUAAAACAACAUUUGGUGCUUUGGAUGGUCCAUUAAUUCUUCAACAACUAGCAAUGUCAGAGGUGCAGCGUAGAACAGGUAUGGAUGGCUCAGACUUGCUUGUUCUUGACGAAGAUUUGACAUACUCGUUGAGUAAAGGAAGGACGACUACCAAGUUGUUCAUCGUGGAAUAUAAGAAAACAACAAAGUGCAAACUUGUGGAAGUGUCUCUAGAAGACUUGAUUCUCAGUAUGAACGGUCCAGUAUUUGUAAAUGAUCCGUUCCUGAAAACAACAUCGGUAGUCGAGUACUAUCACAUUCUUCCAUAUAAGGAGAUUUUACAAGGACUCCUCCACAGGAAAUGGCCUGAUGUCCCCAGACAUAGAUUGAACUCUGGGAUAGAUGAAAAAUUGGAAGAGCAAGGAGAGAAUAGCAUGUCAAAGAUGAAAAAACAAACUGCAAAAGUGUCAACUCCAAUGCAAAACAAACGAGCAAUAAAAGCAACUGGUGCCAAUAGUAAUCAGAACUCCAACAUCAGCAAGAACAAGAAAAGUUUCAAAAGAAAAGCUGAAGCCUCCAGGGAUACAGCAGCUGAGGGUCCAGAUGGUGAGAGCCCCAUAAUAGAAAACAAGCGCAAGAAAAGUUGCAAAGGAAAAGUUGAAGCCUCCAGGACUACAGCAGCGCAGGGUCCAGAUGAUGAGAUCCCCAUAAUAGAAAACAAGGACAAGAACAGUUGCAAAAGGAAAGCUGAAGCUUCCAGGAUUACAUCAACGGAGGGUCCAGAUGGUGAGAGUCCCAUAACAGAAAAUGAAUCACUUAUUGUUCCUGAUGUCAAAACUCCAGGACUCCCGACUAAUAAGUCAAUAAAUACAAAAGCAACAACAGUAGUAAGUGGAGGACCCAUACUCCUACAGUCCGGUGGUCAAGUGGACAAGCACAAGACACAGAAUGAGAAUAUGCCCCAAGAUGCCUUUCUGCCAAUGGCACCAUAUUUUGAUCACGCAAUCGAGAACGGUUCUUUGAAACGCCAAAAUAUGGAAAUGACAGGAAACUCAGGCGGCAUCACUGAGAACAAUAAUGAUCAGAUGUAUGAUACACUACAAUCACUUCAGAAAAUACGGGAUGAAAUUCUUCGCAAGGAAUGCAUACUUCAGGAACGAAGUAUUCAAAUUGAUAUGGAAAUUCAUACAAUCUUGAAUGAAGGGAAGGUGACACCCAAAGCGCUGGCAAUAGUGGAAAGCUAUAAGGGAACUUGUUCAGAUAUGACGGCAGUUGCCAAUUCAGCUUGCUCUGGAGAUGGCGGUCAAACCAGGAGCAUUAAGAGGAAUAAACUGAAGCAGGCAUUCCUCAAUAAAUGCGAGGAGCUUGAUGCCAUCUGCAAAAAGUGUGAGUGGAUGCUCCCAAGAUAUGCAAUAGUGCUUUCAGUGGCGGAUGGAAUGUUCCGUGCCACUGUACACCUCGCAUGCUCUGAGUUUGACAUGAGCAUCGUUGGUGAUCCUAGUCCGACCCCACGCAAGGCGAGGUACUCUGCAGCUGCCAAGAUGAUAGCGGAGCUUGAGAAGAACAAGGAAGAAGAAGAAGAUGAAGAAGAGCAGGAUAGCUGAUGCAAAAGUUGCCUAGUUAAACUCCCAAUGCUGGAAGAGCAGGCGGGCUUGAACCCAUAGUAGUCAUUAAAACUUUGAACCAAACUCCGUGAGAACCUUGUCUAGCUACUUCACCUUCCAGAGGUUGAAUCCUCGUGUUGUUGUUUGUGUGGAGUUUUCUUAAGGUCGUGAUAAACCACAUAAUGUUAUUUUAAAAUCCUGUGUUGGUGCAGCCGUAAAUUAUCGAUCUGGUUGGCC
Lolium rigidum is the source of this 2240-nucleotide messenger RNA. RefSeq lists its product as uncharacterized. The coding region runs from base 9 to 2003 and encodes 664 amino acids. The transcript is spliced from 11 exons. The record is from RefSeq and is a predicted model, not a curated record. Lineage: Eukaryota; Viridiplantae; Streptophyta; Magnoliopsida; Poales; Poaceae.